CCAGAAGCGUUGCACUCUUAACUUGGUGAAAACGAAUCUACUCAGAAAACACUCUACUUUUUUUGGUGGAAUUUGCAUAAGCCAUCUGCAGCAGCAGUGCCCGAAACAAUCAUGGAGGAAUUUGACGAAAAUAGCCGCAAAUCGUUAAAGAAACAAAAAAAGGAGUAUCGCGACGAGAAGAAACGCGUCAACGAUGAGCUUUUGUCGGCGCUGCGCGAUCCGACAGUGGUCGUCAUGGCGGACACGCUCAAGAUUCGCGGAGCUCUGAAACGGUGGAACCGGUAUUACUGCGUGCUCAAGCCUGGACUUCUCAUUUUGUACAAGCACAAAAAAGCGGACAGGGGUGAUUGGGUCGGAACAGUUCUUCUUAACCAUUGCGAGCUGAUUGAGAGACCGUCGAAAAAAGAUGGGUUUUGCUUCAAACUGUUUCACCCAAUGGACAUGAGCAUUUGGGGCAACCGUGGCCCACUUGGACAAUCGUUUGGAAGCUUCACCUUAAACCCCCUGAACACAUCAUUUCUCAUUUGCAGAGCACCCAGCGACCAGGCUGGCCGAUGUUGGAUGGAUGCUCUUGAGUUGUCAUUCAAGUGCACUGGACUGCUGAAAAAGACUAUGAAUGAGCUUGAUGACAAAAAUGGAGACAGCAGCAUGAACGAUGGUCAGAGAGAUGAAUCAAGAAUGUCACGCGAUUCCGAUGGAGAUGAUACUCGAGAAUUGGCAGUGUCAGAGACGGAUGCUGAAAAGCAUUUCCAAGAGAUUGAUGAUGUCCAAGAUGAAGAUCAUGAAGACGGAAAAAUGUCAGAGACAAGUGACACUAUAAGAGAGGCAUUCACAGAGAGCGCAUGGAUUCCGAGCCCGAAAGAAGUGUUUGGCCCGGAUGGUUCAUUAACGGAAGAAGUCGGCGAAGAAAACAAGUCACUUAUCUGGACACUGCUCAAGCAAAUUCGCCCAGGAAUGGACCUUUCCAAAGUUGUCCUCCCUACAUUUAUCCUCGAGCCAAGAUCAUUUUUGGAGAAACUUGCCGAUUAUUAUUAUCAUGCCGAUCUCAUUUCAGAGGCUGUUGCAGAGCCAGACCCAUUUCAGAGAAUUGUCAAGGUUACCAAGUUCUUCUUGUCUGGAUUUUACAAAAAACCAAAGGGACUCAAAAAGCCUUACAAUCCAAUUCUCGGUGAAACGUUCCGUUGUAAAUGGGAACAUCCAGAUGGAUCCACAACUUUCUACAUGGCCGAACAAGUUUCUCAUCACCCUCCAGUUUCAUCACUUUUCAUCACCAAUCGAAAAGCCGGGUUCAAUAUCAGCGGAACGAUUCUAGCCAAGAGCAAAUAUUACGGAAAUUCACUGUCAGCUAUUCUUGCCGGGAAGCUUCGUCUGACGUUGCUGAAUCUUGGCGAGACAUACAUUGUCAACCUGCCAUACGCCAAUUGCAAAGGAAUCAUGAUCGGAACCAUGACUAUGGAACUUGGCGGAGAGGUUAACAUUGAGUGCGAGAAGACCGGCUACAGGACCACGCUGGAUUUCAAGUUGAAGCCAAUGCUUGGAGGAGCCUACAAUCAAAUUGAGGGAAGUAUCAAGUACGGAAGUGAUCGGUUGGCCAGUAUUGAAGGUGCAUGGGACGGAGUUAUUAGGAUAAAGGGACCAGAUGGCAAGAAAGAACUUUGGAAUCCCACACCAGAAGUGAUCAAAACUCGGCUUCCUCGCUACGAGAUUAACAUGGAUGAGCAAGGCGAAUGGGAAUCGGCUAAGCUCUGGCGCCACGUUACUGAAGCGAUUUCGAACGAGGAUCAGUACAAAGCUACAGAAGAAAAGACGGCUUUGGAAAACGAUCAAAGAGCGCGCGCCAAAUCCGGAAUUCCACACGAGACAAAGUUCUUCAAAAAACAGCACGGAGAUGAUUAUGUGUACAUUCAUGCCGACUACCGCCCAUGGGACAACAACAACGAUAUUCAACAAAUUGAGAACAACUACGUGGUAAAAACGAUUUCGAGGCACUCCAAAAGGAAAACGGGAAACAGUGAACAGUUGGGCAGUGACAAUACAUCAGAGGCCAGUGAAAGCGAUGAAGAAGUGAUUGAGCCAAAAAUUAAGAAGAAGGAAAUUGUCCCAGCGAAGUCAAAACCAAUCACACCGGAGGUCGCUGAUGAGCGUAUCAAGGAAAUGGAGCGCAAAUUUGAAUUGGCUAUUCGCAGAAUGGAAGCAGCCAACGAAAGACAAUCGUCCCGAACGUUGAACGCUAUCCAGUCAACUCUGCUCUUCGUUUUUGUUGUAACCUCGGUAGUUCAAUCUAUUUUCAUGUUCUUCAUGCUUCGCAAGUGAUCUGUAUCAAAUAUUAAAUAUUUUGACUUGUAUAUUAAUAUUAUUCAAUGAAUUAUUUGUAUUUUGUUCCUGUCAAUUUGCUUAUUUUGCUAGUUUCGGUUCAACUCAUCGUGAUUUUUUGUUUUCAUUUCCUCUGAAUCCUAGUCCAAACUCUUUCCCUCUUUCCAUUUCAACGCUACUUCUCUUUCCCCGUGCUAUGCUCCAAAAUUCGUUAACCCAUUUCCUGCCUUUAAUUUUUUCCUAUUGCUUCCUCUUCUCACUAUUUUGAACCAUCAAUAUUCAUCCUAUGAAUCUUUUUUUUUUGCCACCUCCCAAAAUUUUGUGUGUAGAGUCUGUGCCAAAAAAGAUGUGUAAUAAACUAAUCCUACUGAUCUAAGAAUCCUACUGAUUAGGAUUCUUAGAGCAAGAUAUUUGGGCAGCGAUUUAGUC
Molecule: messenger RNA, 2742 nt
Organism: Caenorhabditis elegans
Lineage: Eukaryota; Metazoa; Nematoda; Chromadorea; Rhabditida; Rhabditidae
Gene: obr-3
Product: PH domain-containing protein
Exons: 11
Coding region: 112-2313 (733 amino acids)
Molecular function (GO): lipid binding
Source: RefSeq, marked reviewed